Messenger RNA from Moesziomyces antarcticus, 3444 nucleotides. RefSeq names its product adenylyl cyclase-associated protein 1. The transcript is spliced from 4 exons. Gene Ontology annotation, biological process: cytoskeleton organization; regulation of adenylate cyclase activity. Gene Ontology annotation, molecular function: adenylate cyclase binding; actin binding. Gene Ontology annotation, cellular component: cytoplasm. The record is from RefSeq and is a predicted model, not a curated record. The coding region runs from base 1 to 3444 and encodes 1147 amino acids. NCBI's taxonomy places the organism in Eukaryota, Fungi, Basidiomycota, Ustilaginomycetes, Ustilaginales, Ustilaginaceae.
AUGUCAGCUCCAGGCAUCGGCAAUCUGGGCACGCUCAUCAAGAGGCUCGAGGCUGCCACCUCGCGGCUCGAGGACAUUGCGCUGCACCAGUCAUCAGGUGCUGCUGCAACAAGGGAUGCCACGGCUGCGGCAGCCGCCACUGCGCCAUCUGCUUCGGCCAUCCCGCCUCCACCUCCUCCGCCGCCUCCUGCUGCUGCUGCUGUCGAGCAGCCCAAGGACGAUCCUCCAGCCGUGAAAGCAUUCGACGAACAGCUCGAGGAACCGCUGCAGGAGUUCCAGCAGCUCAGCGCCAAGAUCGGCGGCAUUGUCAACGACCAGGCCGCCGCCGUGCUCAAGACCUUUGAAGCGCAGCGCCAGCUCGUCCUGCUCGCCGCAUCCAGUCAGAAGCCCGCCGGUGGCGCCGCCUCGCCCGUGUUUGCCGAGCUGCUCAAGCCGCUCCAGGCUGCGCUCACCCAGGUCAUCGACAUGCGCGAAAAGAACCGCGGCGACAAGCAGCACUUCAACCACCUCAGCACCGUCAGCGAGGGCAUCCCCGCCGUCGGCUGGGUCGCCGUCGAGCCCAAACCCGCUCCCUACGUGGGCGAGAUGAAGGACAGCGCGCAGUUCUACGCAAACCGCGUCAUCAAGGACUACAAGGACUCGGACAAGACCCACGUCGAGUGGAGCCGCUCGUUUAUCAAGCUCCUCGAGGCGCUCAAGGGGUACGUGCUCAAGACGCACACGACCGGCCUCGUGUGGAACCCCAACGGAGGCGAUGCUGCGGCGUUCAAGUCGUCUGCAGCACGAGGCGCUGCGACGGGAGGUGCACCGCCACCGCCGCCUCCCCCGCCUCCUGCCUUCGACGCUUCUACGGGAGCAGCAGCAGCGGGAGGUAUGGACGCGGUGUUUGGGCAGCUGAACCAGGGCGAAAACAUCACCAAGGGCCUCAAAAAGGUUGACGCGAGCCAAAUGACGCACAAGAAUCCCGAGCUUCGCGCCAGCGCUGCGCCCGCGCCCGCACCUGCAGCUACCAAAAUGGCGCCUCCCAAGCUGGCGGCCAAACCGGCGCAGCUCAAAGCCAAGAAGCCGCCCAAGACGCAGCUGGAGGGCAACAAGUGGACGAUCGAGCACCACGACGACAACCGCUCCAUCGUCAUUGACAACACCGAGCUCAACCAGACCGUCAACAUCUUCAACUGCAAGAACAGCAUCGUGCAGAUCAAGGGCAAGAUCAACGCGGUGCAGAUGACCAACUGCACCAAGACUUCGAUUCUGGUGGAUACGUUGGUUUCGUCGCUCGAGGUCACCGGUUCGCCGUCGUUUGCGGUGCAGAUCACCGGCCGGGCACCGACGAUUUUGCUGGAUUCGUGCGACAGCGGCCAGAUCUAUCUGUCGGACCAGUCGCUCGACAGCGAGAUCAUCGCCGCCAAGUGCAGCGCCAUCAACGUCAGCCUGCCCGUCCAGGGCGGCGAGGAGGGCGAGUUUGAGGAGUUUGCGCUGCCGGAGCAGCUCAAGCAUACCGUCGAUGCGCUCGCCAAGGGCAAGAGCCGUGUAAAGACCGAGGUGGUGGCGCACGCGGUUGCCGGAAAAAUGGCCGCUUGGAUCAGGCGCGCGAGUAGGGGUGGCGGCCUUUCUUUGUGCCCCACCUCCACGUCAGUGCGCACACAACUCUUCACCACCACCACCAUCUCCUCCAACACCACGACCCGGCUGCCUUUGGGUGUUGCUACCACCAUGGAGUCCACGCCGCGGGUGGGACUGUUAUGCCUGCCACCAGAGAUCCUCGACAGCAUCGCGGGUUACGCUGCGCUUCCAGACUUCAACCCCGCAUCAUCAUCCACAUCCGCACCAUGCAGCUUUCUGUACGACUCGUCCACGCGCCCUUCGAAGGUGGUCACGCCGCCGACCGAGUUGCAUGCGCUGCAGCUCGUGUGCAAGCAUCUGCACUCGCUGCUCAACCUCGCCGCCAAUCCGCGUCUGUACGCGCGCGUGUUUCGGUCCAAGUUCGACACGGCCGCGAUUGGGCGUCGGUUUGGCAAGUCGGCGCUGUCUUCGCUUAGCCUGGCCAACGAGCUGCGUCGGCGGUGUGUGCUGCUCAAGCGCAUGCGCGCGUGCGUCACCUCUUCCGCCCUACGCACCGACGACGCACCCGGGUUGGACGAGAGCGAGCAAUCGCUGGACGAGAUGCUCUGGCUCGCCUACCUCAUGAUGCUCGAAAACGACGGCCUCAACUACGAGCAGCUGUGCUGGGCGCAGCUUCACAGCUUCUUGGCUCUCCACCACGCCUCCGAGAUGCUCGAUGGCGCCAUCCAACCGGGCUAUCCCUCGGAUGCGGUGCACAAGGCGCUCGCUCUGCACCUCGUGUAUCUGCUCACCGAUCCGGAGCAGCUGGCGUCCGAACCCAGGACAGAAGCCGCGGAGCGACUGUUUGUAUUGCGACCCUUCGUGUUUGCCGCACACAAGUUCGACGCCUUUAUGGCUCCCUGGACGCUUCGCAAUCUGCCUGUCUCCAACAGCAGCGUCGCGGCGGCGGCGGCGGCGGCGGCGGCGGAAGCGGCAAGCUCGUCUACACCCACCAACCCUUUUCUUGCGGACUUGACGCCACGCGAUCGCAGCUGCGCGGUGGAGCAUGUGGGCGGGACCCUUCGCAUUGCCGCACCCAUCCUGGCGCAGGGCGCAUGUUUCAGCUUCUUCAUGAAGGUCGAAAAGGAUCCUGCGGUUCUUGAGCUGGCAGCGCUUUCCGACCCCGACGAUCCGGCAUCCGAGCCGGCGGUUCGACGACCCACAUCCACGCGUCCGCCUCUGUCGCUAUGCUCGCUCGACCACGACCGCGACGUGUCUCGUCUGCUUUCUUGUCUCGAUGCGCGCAGUUCACCCGGAUUGCCGCCUCUGUUCUUCCAGGGAAUGUUUGAGGGGAUUUGGGAGGGAAGGUUUAGCUUUUUCGACUUCGACUCGUAUCGCGAGAUGCUGGCGGGGCGCAUGCGCAGUCUGUACGACGGGCCGUUUGGCGAGCAGCCGCAGAUCUGGAAGAUCAAGGAGCGCAUCGUGCGCUUGGCGCCGGGCGAGGUCGAGGGUGGCAAGGGCAGCAUCCUCGCUGCGGGCUACAGUUCGGAUCCUGUCGAUGCACAGGCGGCGGGGGGCAAGGGCAAGGGCAAGGCACUGCCGCAUGACUGGCAUCAGUACCCUUCGUUUCCCGACGACGACCAGCGCGAACGCUACGAGAUCCUUCUAUCGGGCACGGGCCACUCUGCAUGGGGCCGAUUCGUGGUUCGCGGAAGGGUUCGCAGUUGGGACGGUAUGCUGAUCAUGACGAAAGAGUACCGUCCCGAUGGGCGCGGCAAGUGGCUGUACCGCGGUUAUGCUGUAGCGGGUGGGAAGCUGGUGGGGCGAUGGAGGGACACAUUUACGCCCGAUAACAUGUACGGCUACGAGGGGUGCUUUCUGUUUCAACGUAGAGCCGCGUAG